Messenger RNA from Camelina sativa (false flax), 846 nucleotides. Its product is annotated as heavy metal-associated isoprenylated plant protein 25. Gene Ontology annotation, molecular function: metal ion binding. NCBI's taxonomy places the organism in Eukaryota, Viridiplantae, Streptophyta, Magnoliopsida, Brassicales, Brassicaceae. The record is from RefSeq and is a predicted model, not a curated record.
UCAAACUCACACACGACUCACUGAAGUUUGAUACAAAAUAUCAGCAUAUAAAACUAAAAUAUAUGGUCGAAAACUACUUCUAGAGUUUGGUAGGUCGAAUUUUCAACAAUUUUAACUCAAUUUUUAUGCUGACAAUAACAAAACAAAACCAUAUCAUAUAUCUCAAAACUUCAAAGGAUAUAUCUAACUCUUAUUUUUCCGCCAAACCAAGAAAAGAAGAAAAAUGGGUGUUCUUGAUCACGUCUCUGAAUAUUUCGAUUGCUCCCAUGGAAGCUCCAGGAGACACAAAAGUCUACAGACGGUGGAUGUGAGGGUUUUGAUAGAUUGUGAAGGAUGCGAGAGGAAAGUGAGGAGAGCCUUAGAAGGAAUGAAAGGAGUGAGAGAUGUAACCAUCGAGGCAAAUGCUCAGAAAGUGACAGUAACAGGGUACGUUGAGCCAAACAAAGUGGUGGCUCGGAUCAUUCACCGGACCGGCAAAAGAGCCGAGCUAUAUCCUUUCGUUCCUUACGACGUUGUGGCUCAUCCUUAUGCGUCUGGUGUGUACGAUAACAGAGCCCCGAGGGGUUACGUUAGGAACACCGAGUAUGAUCCAGACGUAUCACGGCUAGCACGUGCUAGCUCCACCGAGGUUCGUUAUACUACGGCGUUUAGCGACGAGAACGCCUCCGCUUGUGUUAUUAUGUGAUUUUAUUUCCUUUCUUUUUUUUGUUCACUUGGAUUUGUUUUAUUCCGAUGUUAAUGUUUGCUUAUGUUGGUUUCAUCGGAUGUGUUAAAAGAUAAGAACGAGAAAAAAAUGUAAUUAAAUUGUAUGUUGUUGAUAUGAAUUGAUUAUGUUUGAUUUUGAUA